CCCAACAAAUCCUCGACGACUUUAAUAUAUUUUUUUGUUUUUUAUUUAAUUUAAGCCGCCAGCUUCUUGCUCCUUUUUGUCAUCUACAAUUACAAAAAGUCUAUACGCAUCCACAAUUAGUUAUACAAACUAUUACAAAGAGCAGAUAAUAUAUAUAUAUAUAUAUAUAUAUGUUUGGAGGGAGAGAGUGAGGGAAAAGAAUUGAAGAAGUGAGAAAAUGGGGUGUGGAAAUUUGUUCUACAACUUACUCGUAACAUUCUCUGUAGCUCUAAUUACAUACAACAUAAUAAUCUCGGCCAAUGCUCCUCUGAAGCAAGAGCUCCCUGGUCCAUCAAAAUCAUCAUCAAUCUCAGUGGACCCUGUGAUCAAGAUGCCACUCGACAGAUCACGAAAAUACGGUAAGAAGAGAUUGUUUCACACGGCGGUUACAUCAUCGGAUUCUGUGUACAACACGUGGCAGUGUAGAAUUAUGUACUACUGGUUCAAGAAGUUCAGGGACGGCCCUAAUUCUGAGAUGGGUGGCUUCACCAGGAUCUUGCACUCUGGUAAACCUGAUAAGUUUAUGGAUGAGAUCCCUACUUUUGUUGCCCAGCCUUUGCCACCUGGCACGGAUCAGGGUUAUAUAGUUCUGAACAGACCAUGGGCGUUUGUACAAUGGGUUCAACAAGCAAACAUAAAAGAAGACUACAUAUUGAUGUCAGAGCCAGAUCAUAUCAUUGUCAAGCCCAUACCAAAUUUGGCUAAAGAUGGGCUUGGAGCAGCAUUUCCUUUCUUUUAUAUUGAACCGAAAAAGUAUGAGUCUACUCUGAGAAAGUACUUCCCCGAGGAGAAGGGACCAAUAACAAACAUUGACCCUAUUGGGAAUUCUCCAGUUAUUGUUGGGAAGGAUUCUCUUAAGAAGAUUGCUCCCACUUGGAUGAAUGUGUCCUUGGCAAUGAAGAAGGAUCCUGAAACAGAUAAGGCUUUUGGUUGGGUGCUUGAAAUGUAUGCCUAUGCUGUUGCUUCUGCUCUGCAUGGUGUUGCCAACAUUUUACACAAGGACUUCAUGAUUCAGCCUCCUUGGGAUACUGAAGUUGGCAACAAGUACAUAAUCCAUUACACUUACGGAUGUGACUAUGAUAUGAAGGGUAAGUUGACUUAUGGUAAGAUUGGAGAAUGGAGGUUUGACAAAAGAUCUUAUGAUACUGUUGUACCACCAAAGAACCUGCCCCUGCCUCCACCUGGUGUCCCAGAAAGUGUGGUGACACUGGUGAAAAUGGUGAAUGAAGCCACAGCAAACAUUCCAAACUGGGGGACGUAAAAAAAAAAAAAAAAAUGAAUUGAUGGAAGAUGG
Molecule: messenger RNA, 1333 nt
Organism: Pistacia vera
Lineage: Eukaryota; Viridiplantae; Streptophyta; Magnoliopsida; Sapindales; Anacardiaceae
Product: hydroxyproline O-arabinosyltransferase 1-like
Exons: 8
Coding region: 218-1300 (360 amino acids)
Molecular function (GO): glycosyltransferase activity
Source: RefSeq, a predicted model, not a curated record